This is a messenger RNA of Diatraea saccharalis (sugarcane borer), 1407 nucleotides long. The record is from the annotation of a GenBank genome assembly. NCBI's taxonomy places the organism in Eukaryota, Metazoa, Arthropoda, Insecta, Lepidoptera, Crambidae.
AUGGAUGCGGGUGGUUAUGGCAAUCUUAUCAAACAUUUAAGAGAUUUCCAUAAUUUAAAAGAAGAAAGUUCUGGUAAAGCUACAAGAAAUAUCGAGCAGUUUUUUCAAAUACAACCACGCCGCUCACAAACAACAGUUGGAACUCCAAGCAGCUCAUUGAUAAAAAAUAAAGAUUCAUGGUUACUUGCACGAGAUAUGGCUCUCUGGUUUUGCAAGUCUUUAAUGCCGUUCGAUUCGGUAUCAGAUGAAGGCAUGAACGAUUUUUUCCAAAAAUAUGACAUCAUCAGUUGUAAAGAAGAUAUGCCCUCUAGAGACACAGUGUCUCGCACUGCUCUCGACGAUGUCUAUGAAAGUAUGCUGGAGAAUGUGAAAGUUCAAAUCAAAACAGAUGCGGCUGGACAUGCCGCUAUCACGUUUGAUUUGUGGACUGAUCAGUAUAGACAUCUGAGCUACAUAACGUUCACUCUUCAUUACUUAACUGCUGAUUUUGAGUUAAAAUCAUUCACGUUGUGCACUAAGCUUAUCGAGGGCAAAAAGACGGGAGCUAAAAUUCAAGAAACAUUAAACGAGACAAAAGAGUGCUUUGAUCUCCAGGAAAAAGUACUCCACUCCGUGACGGAUGCAGGGUCAAAUGUUAAACGCGCCAUUUCGCUUGCCCCACUGGACAGCCAUUUGUGCUUAGGGCACGCAUUGCACAACCUGGUAACUGUAGACGGUAUUGGCAGUGUUCCUGAAUUAGCAGAUUUAAUAAAAAAGUGUAAAAAGAUUGUGAAAACCGUUCGUUAUCGUUUACCGGACUUGGAGCGAGAGGCAGAAAAAGAACAGAUUCAAUUUCUACAGUCUCUAGAGCGCGUAUCAGAACAUUUGGAAAUGGAUGAAAAUGAGCCAAUUAUUGAUGAUGAGGUGUCGGAUUCACAUUCAGUUUCAGGACUACAAACGAACAGCGAUGAAUUUGGUAGCAUAAACCAUGUGCCAAGUAUCAAAACUUCGUCGCCAACCCGUUGGCAUAGUAUGCUAGCUAUGCUAGAAAGUCUAGCACACUUUUGCAACAGAAAUCCUGUUAAUAAUUUAUUAGCACAAGUCAAUCAACAUGAUUUAAAAAUUUACCAACAGGAGUGGAACUUGUUAGAAGAUCUUAUUCGGUUUCUACGUAAAUUCCGUGAAGUAGUGGAAAUGCUAUCGACACAAAAAACAGCUUCGCUUAAUUUGGCCCUUGUGUUUCGUUUGGAAAUCAGAGAUAUCCUCAAUUCUUUAUCAGACGAAGAAACGCUAAUAAUGCUAUCACUGAAAAAUAAAAUGUUGGCAAAAUUAGACAAACGAUUCCCAAUCACUGAUAAAAUUGUUGUUUCGGCAUUGUUGGAUCCUCGUUUUAUAAGCUUGAGUCAGAUUGAUUCGUACCUUGAAUAA